Messenger RNA from Pseudophryne corroboree (corroboree frog), 939 nucleotides. RefSeq names its product olfactory receptor 1G1-like. The transcript has a single exon. Gene Ontology annotation, biological process: G protein-coupled receptor signaling pathway. Lineage: Eukaryota; Metazoa; Chordata; Amphibia; Anura; Myobatrachidae. The record is from RefSeq and is a predicted model, not a curated record. Gene Ontology annotation, molecular function: odorant binding; olfactory receptor activity; G protein-coupled receptor activity. Bases 1 to 939 code for a protein of 312 amino acids. Gene Ontology annotation, cellular component: membrane.
AUGGAGAACCAGACUUACAUUACGGAUUUCCAGUUGUUGCCAUUUUAUGCACAAUCUGAUUACAUAUUGUUGGCUACCAUUGUAUUUUUCUUCCUAUAUAUGUUUGGAGUGCUCAUCAAUUCUUUUAUAAUUACAGUGAUCUAUACUAAUGAUCAGUUACACUCCCCCAUGUAUCUAUUCCUCUGUAACCUGGCCAUUGUAGAUAUCUGUUAUACAACCACUACUGUCCCUAAACUGCUGUACGUGUUACUAUCUGGUGAUAAUACAGUGUCCUUCACCCAAUGCUUCACCCAGAUGUACUUUUAUGUUUUGGCUUCACUCACAGAAGAUGUCUUAAUAUUCAUUAUGGCAUAUGACCGAUAUAUUGCUAUAUGUAAUCCUUUGCACUAUCAAUCUAUCUUAAACAGGAGAAAGUGUCUCUUACUGAUAUCCGGCACUUGGAUAUCAGGAAGCUUAAAUUCAUUUGUAGUUACAGUACCAGUAUCACACAUGUCCUUCUGUCAUUCAAACACCAUACACCAUUUUUUUUGUGAUGCUAAAGCUCUAGUUGACAUCUCCUGUGCUGGCACUAAAGAGGUUUAUAUUGUUUUUUAUCUUGAAUUACUGAUAUUUGGAUUUCUCAUAGUUGUGUUUAGUUUAACAUCUUAUAUAGAAAUUUUCAGGGUCAUCUUUAAGAUAAAAUCAAAGGAUGGAAGAAAAAAAGCCUUCUCCACCUGCUCAUCCCACCUCACUAUUGUCAUUAUUUACUAUACAACAGCUUUUUGUGCAUACAUGUUACCACCAUCAGAAUACUCCAAUGUUCUAGAACAAGUGUUUACUGCACUGUACGCAGUUAUCACACCCUUGAUAAACCCUCUGAUAUACAGUCUACGGAACAAAGAUGUGAAAGGGGCUGUGCUGAGAAUACUGAGAGUGAGCAUAAGAGUUUAUAAAAGUUAA